CUAAUUCAAAGGUGUAAACCACCCACCACCCAAAGCAUGUCCAUUUCCUGUGAAAUGUCAACUCAUUAGUUGAGCAAUCCAAGGUGUAAAUAGAUGAGCUUUUUAAGGCGUAUUUGCCAAAUCAAGCCGCAUUCAUCUCUGCUGUUAGCCAGAAGGAUGUCGAAGAUUUAUGUAAAAAACACCAAAGGCGAUGAGUCCUUACAGAUCUCAUUCGAGUUUUGCUACAACGGAAAAGGCAGGGAAUUUAAUGCAGUUAGACCUAAGACAGAGUCAAUCGAGGAUACCUUUAAAAGGAUAUCUCAGAACAUAGCGAAAUUCUUUAACAAAAAGAGUAAACGAAAAAGAAAACAAGGAGAGGAAGACCCAGAUGCACUGAACAUAAGUAUGAAGGUCUUUGGUCCAGAUGGAAAUUCAAGCAUUGCCUUGGAGUCUACCUCUGAAGAGGCUUUGAAACACGGGAAUGUGGUGACUAUUUCUAGUGAGAAAUACACUGUCGACGUUAACCCCCCUUACUGCCACUCCAUCCUGUUGCCUCAGAUUGUAAUGGUUGGGUUUCCAAUUUAUCCAAAGUUGGACACAGAAUUCUGCAGUUUAGAUGAUUCUGUGUAUGUCUGGGAGAAGGUCAAGUACACGGAGGUUGCAGCAAACAACGAUAACAAAAGUAAUCAACAAGAAUUAGAGAGAACAGAAGUAUGUAGAUGCUUAUCAUACAGUGCUGUUAAUGAUGACAUUGGUUAUAAGCUUGCUCUUACAGUGACUCCGAAAUGUGGCGACAGAUUGGGGAAAUCUGUGUCAUCCGAGUCCAAGUUUGAGGUCACCGCUGGUCCAGGUUUGUGCCCAUUUGAAGAACGUCAGAAGUGGACUGAGAAGCUAACUGAUUAUGAUGAGCUACGUGUUGUCAGUUACAACAUAUUGGCGGACGUGUAUGCGGAUCAGGAUUUCUCAAGGGACGUUCUCUUCAACUACUGCCCUCCAUAUGCCCUAUCUAUAGACUAUAGAAAACAUCUGAUUGUCAAAGAAUUACAAGGUUACAAUGCAGACAUUGUCUGUCUGCAAGAGUGUGACACCAAGGUGUUCGAUUGGGACCUUACGAAUGUUUUCAGCGUGCUGGGUUUUCAAGGUCACCUCAGGGAGAAGGAUGGGGUCAGGGAGGGGUCAGCCAUAUUCUUCAGGAAGUCAAAAUUCAGGUUAAUUGAAGAACAUGGAACAGUGUUGCGAGAGUUCCUUGAAACAGACAAAAGCUGCGAAGACCUUGUAAAUAAGACAUACAAUGUUGCUGCCCUGAAGGAAGUACUGGAGACGCGAUCUACUAUAUUACAUGUUCUGGCCCUUGAACCCCUACACCGGCCUGGUCAGGUCCUACUGGUGGCCAACACGCACCUGUACUUCCAUCCAGACUGUGCUCACAUCCGUCUCGUGCAGACUCUUACCUCACUCAGGUUCCUAGAGAAGCUUAUGCAUACAUACCGGAAGCAGAAGCCUACCAUCAUCUUCUGUGGCGAUUUCAACAGUACACCUGAGAAAGGCAUCUACACGUUGAUGACCACUAAGGAGAUAUCUGAGCACCACGCAGACUGGACGAGAGGUGGCGAAGACCAGUUUGCCCAGGGUAUGAACUUCACCCAUAACUUCAGCUUCGCCAGCGGCUGCGGCCUGCCUGCGUACACAAACUUCACGAAUGGUUUCCAUGGCCACCUGGACUACGUGUACUACGACAAUGGGGCCUUCGAGGUCGCCCAAGUGGUCCCACCUCCUGAUCACAGAGACGUGGAGUUCCACACGGCCAUUCCCAGUAUCGUGUUCCCGUCGGACCACAUAGCACAGAUCUGUGACCUCAAGUGGAAAAGUGUCUCACAUUUAUAGCUGCUUUUUUGUGUUUUAGCAAACAAAUUGUGUAAUUCAAAGUGUUUUUGGUAAAAAAAAAUAUCAUGCAAUCUUAUGUUGACAGCAAUGGUUUCAAUUUGAUUUAUGUGCCUUUUCACGUUUGGGUAAAUUGACAAAAUUGAAAAAAGUUGUUUCAUAACAUAUACGACGGUUAUUCCAUCAUUAUAUGUGAAAUACCGUUAUAAUAAAACCUUUCUGUUCCA
Messenger RNA from Dreissena polymorpha, 2087 nucleotides. Its product is annotated as 2',5'-phosphodiesterase 12-like. NCBI's taxonomy places the organism in Eukaryota, Metazoa, Mollusca, Bivalvia, Myida, Dreissenidae. The coding region runs from base 94 to 1863 and encodes 589 amino acids. Gene Ontology annotation, cellular component: mitochondrion. Gene Ontology annotation, biological process: nuclear-transcribed mRNA catabolic process, deadenylation-dependent decay. The record is from RefSeq and is a predicted model, not a curated record. Gene Ontology annotation, molecular function: 3'-5'-RNA exonuclease activity. The transcript is spliced from 7 exons.